Messenger RNA from Anguilla anguilla (European eel), 2014 nucleotides. Its product is annotated as eukaryotic translation initiation factor 3 subunit J-A-like. NCBI's taxonomy places the organism in Eukaryota, Metazoa, Chordata, Actinopteri, Anguilliformes, Anguillidae. Gene Ontology annotation, cellular component: eukaryotic translation initiation factor 3 complex; cytoplasm. The record is from RefSeq and is a predicted model, not a curated record. The transcript has 8 exons. Bases 138 to 881 code for a protein of 247 amino acids. Gene Ontology annotation, molecular function: translation initiation factor activity.
UUCCUCUGAGGGAGGCACAGAACAAAUGACAGUGCGAUCACGAUAACCAAGUCUGGAGUCUUCCGGUGUCCUAUCAUUAACGCUAUGGCGCAACCGCGCUUUCGUUCUGCCUAGAUUCAGACACACACACAGCCAAGAUGGGGGACGCCGAUUCGUGGGACGCCGACAGCUUUGAGCCGGACGAGGGCCUCAAAAAGGCGGCAGUGCAGGACAAAUGGGAAGGCGAAGACGAGGAGGAAGAUGUGAAGGAUAACUGGGAUGAUGAGGAUGACGAGGAGGAAGAAAAGGUUGAAGUGAAGAAAGCAGAUGUAAAAGUUUCAGAUAAGAAAAAAUUAAGUGAAAAAAUCAAAGAGAAAGAAAUCCUUCAAAGGAAAAAACAAGAGGAGCUGAAAAAGAGGUUAGAUGAGUCGCCAGAGAAGAGCGAUCUCACACCAGAAGAAGAGUUGGCAGAAAAGCUGAGAGUGCAGCAGCUGCAGGAGGAGGCAGAUCUGGAGUUGGCGAAAGAUGCCUUUGGCAUUAGUAAUAACGUGACAGGAAUUGAUGCCAUGAGCCCCUCCUCUAAAGAUGACUUCACAGAAUUUGAGAAGUUACUUAAAGAGAAAAUAUCUCCAUAUGAAAAGUCUGUGCAUUACUCCAGUUUCUUGGAGUCUUUGUUUCGGGAUCUCUGCAUUUCAUUGGAAGUGGAGGACUUAAAGAAAAUCAACAAUUCAUUGACAGUUCUACUUAGUGAAAAACAGAAGCAAGAAAAGCAGAACAAAGCAAAGAAGAAGAAGAAGGGUGUGGUUCCAGGUGGUGGUCUAAAAGCAAAAAUGAAAGAUGACCUGGCAGACUACGGAGAGUUUGAUGGGGGUUAUGUCCAAGACUAUGAGGACUUUAUGUGACGACGGCUACUCUUGGACCACCUCUACUCCAUUUCCCUUUCCCUCCACCCAACACGCAGCACCACCUCUGCAUACCGUCCACUACCAUCCCGGAAAGACUGAAAGAUGUUAUCCAUUUAUUGUACUCAUUCUUCAAGUUCAGAAAGACUUUACCCAAGAACAUUGCCUACAUGUGUUUUUUUCCCCUCUUGGUCCAAAAAAUUGAACUGCCCAAGUACUUCUGUCCAUCCUCAUUUAAAAUGAACAAACAUAUUAAAGUGACCAAAUCUCUUACUUCAAAUUUCUAUUUUAAGAAAGACUAUUGAAGUAAGAAAUGCAAUGCCCAAAAUAGUUGGGUAUGCUGAAGAGUGGUUGAUGGUUAGACUGAGACUUUUCAGAAAAAAAAAUGUGGCCUGUGACAAAGUGGCCGAAUAGUAUUACUGUUUGACAACUGCAGUUUCAUGGGAAUAAAUUUGAUGUUCUAUGCAAAUAAGUUAAUUUGGAAUACAUCUACAUUUAUCUAAUGGAUAUUUUGGCUGUUCUUGUGGAUGGCAUAGUUUCUGCAAAAAAGUGUAUUUUGAUCUCUCCAGUAACUUUUGCUGUCAAAUGCAACCCUAUUGCUUAUAUUUGAUAUGUUACUUUGGAAGGUUUUUCCCCCAAGCUAACCGACUAAGUACAAGGCAAUGGAAUGACAUACAAAUGUACCAUUCUGAAAAAUGUGGCUGAAGUGUCAUGUUGCCAUUCUUUGGAAAAUGCCCAGUUCCUCUGUCAGUUACUGGGAUAGGGGUUUCCUGGUGAAUUUGGAAAAUAUUUCAAUAUUAUUGAGUUUAAAAUGGAUUUAGUUUGUACUCAUGUUUACUACUAAUGCAAGUACAUGCGGUGGGAUUAGUCUUCUCAUAGUUGUCUCAUCAACAUGGCUUUCCACCAGCUUUUAAUGAGCGAGCUGAGGAACUUGGAUACUUAUUAAAUACCCCCAGUGUGUUUGUAUGUAAGAAUUGCCUGAUAUGAAGGGAAAUGGUAGAUUUUCCUGUUUCUGUAUCAUUUGGCAAAGGCUGCUUUAUGGAUGUAUUAGAAAAUCUGACAUUGGAAAGUGCAUAUGAUGACAGCAUCUGCAGUGUUUUAUAAGCAUCUAAUAAAAUCACUGUUCAAAAGCA